Melospiza melodia melodia is the source of this 5277-nucleotide messenger RNA. Its product is annotated as hyaluronidase PH-20-like. NCBI's taxonomy places the organism in Eukaryota, Metazoa, Chordata, Aves, Passeriformes, Passerellidae. The transcript is spliced from 9 exons. The coding region runs from base 833 to 2317 and encodes 494 amino acids. Gene Ontology annotation, biological process: carbohydrate metabolic process; fusion of sperm to egg plasma membrane involved in single fertilization; hyaluronan catabolic process. The record is from RefSeq and is a predicted model, not a curated record. Gene Ontology annotation, cellular component: acrosomal vesicle. Gene Ontology annotation, molecular function: hyalurononglucosaminidase activity.
GUGGUGUGCCACAAACUUCACUCCGUGCCACUUAGGGAAGGACUGGAAGAACUGAAUGUCUGCCAGCCAGUAUAAAGGUGAGCAGGAAGAAGCCUCAAGUUCCCUAAACCAUCAGCAGGUGCCCUGCCUGGGUGUUUGUCCUGAGAAAGGCAGGGCAGAAGAAUCUCCUGAAGCCUACAAGUGAAACAUUCAGGACCAGAUCCCUCCCUGCCAGAGCUGGAAAUAGAAGAGGCACUGAUCUCCCUGCUCCUGCUUGCUGUGCUCCAGUAAACGACAGCUGAAGGUGAUUUUGGCUGCCCACAUCUGUGCUACCUGUCUUGCUGCACUUGCAGAGAUCAGCCAGAAAAUAAAUGUUCUGGCCUGUAAGACACACACUGGUACAAAAAAGUACUCUGUCACCUGAGAACAAGAAGCCAGAUUUUCUGAGAUCCAGUGCUCCUGGUAUCCUAAAUGAGAAGAAUUAAGGAGUCCAGGGAAUGCUGGAAUCUAAAGUUUAUUGGUAUAGACUUACACCUGGGAAAACUCAAUAUGAAGUUACUUCUCCCUAGUGAAUGCUUCUAAUCAGGGGUGAAAGAGAAGACACCUGUAUGUUUUCAGCCUUUCAACUCAGGUCUGAGAAGUUGUUGGAAAGUUUCCUGCAGCCUGAAAUGACAGAGAGCCUUGUAAAAAGGACACCCCUAUUUCACACCCAAGGAAUAUUGUUUAAUAGGUAUUAAUCUGAAGAAGUAUAUUUUACAAUAAAGUUUUUGACAGACUACCAACCUUCUGAACACCCAGAGAGCAUUUAAUUUUUGUCUGAUCAGAAGCACCUAAUGUCACUGCAUAUUCUACAAUGGAAAUUGUGAGACAAAUACAAAGUUUUGGCAUCUGUGUUACCUGUACAUACCCUGUAGCAUCUGGUGUGGUGUUUGCCACUCUUCUAGUUUCUUGCUGCUCAUCUUUGAACAUAAGAGCUCGUCCACUUGUUUCUAAUUCACCUUUUCUUUCUAUCUGGAAUGCUCCUACAGAACUUUGUACUAAAAAGACUGGAGUGCAGCUGGACAUGAAAUUUUUUUCUCUGAUUGGAAGUACACUAAAGACAUCCAUUGGGCAAAACGUCACUCUCUUCUAUCCAGACAGGCUUGGAUACUACCCUCACAAAAAUGAAGUCACAGGAGAGGCAUUUAAUGGAGGACUCCCUCAACUCUCACUGCUGGAGAAUCAUUUAAAAAAAGCCAAAGAGGACAUCCAGUUCUACAUUCCUUCAGAUGAACAGCUUGGAUUGGCUGUCAUUGACUGGGAAAACUGGAGACCUCUGUGGAUAAGGAACUGGGGAUCAAAAGAUAUUUAUAGACAGGAAUCCAUUGAGUUAGUUCAGCAGAGAGACCUCAGUCUAUCGGAAGCCGAAGCCAGAACUAAAGCUAAAAUGGAAUUUGAAUCUGCAGCAAAAUCCUUUAUGCUGGAAACUUUGAAGCUGGGCAUAGAAACGAAACCAAAUCGUCUGUGGGGAUAUUACCUUUUUCCAGACUGUUAUAACUAUGAUUACAAAAAAAACCCCCACAAUUAUACAGGAGCCUGUUUAGAUAUUGAAAUAGAAAGAAAUAAUGAGCUUAAAUGGUUGUGGGAGAAAAGCACAGCACUUUAUCCAUCUAUCUAUCUAGAGACAGCCUUAAAAUCUUCCAGAAAUGCUCAACUCUUUGUUCGCAACAGAGUUCAGGAAGCCAUUAGAAAUUCCUAUGUCUCUAACUCUAGACAUCCCCUUCCAGUUUUUGUAUAUACACGUCCAGUAUUCACAGAUGUCUCUGAGGAAUAUCUCUCUGAGCAUAUUUUCCUUCAGGAAGACCUGGUAAAUACCAUUGGAGAAUCUGCUGCACUGGGUGUUUCUGGAAUUGUGAUUUGGGGUGGUAUGAAUUUAACAAAAAAUAAGAACACCUGUAGAACUCUGGACAACUACGUCAGGAGGACUUUGACCCCAUACCUCAUCAACGUCACAAUGGCAGCCAGAAUAUGUAGCCAAGUGCUAUGCCAAGACUCUGGUGCUUGUGCACGGAAAAAAUGGAAUUCCAGUGACUAUCUUCACUUGAACCCUAAGAAUAUUGCAAUUCAAAUGACAAAGGAUGGAAAAUACACUUUACAAGGGCAACCAUCAUAUCGGGAUCUGCAAACAUUCAUAGAAAAAUUUGAUUGCCAUUGUUAUGCAGGGCACAGCUGUGAACCUAGUCCUGAUAUAAAUGACAUCCAUUACCUCCAUGCUUGCAUUUCAGAAGAUAUUUGCAUUCAGAUAUCCUCAAAUUCUGAGAAUAUCCUUGUUGCAGAAAGGCCCAUUUGUCGGGGAUGAGCCAUUUGUCGGGUGCAGGGAAAACUCGGGGCUCAAUAUGAGUCAUCAACAAGUUGCGUCCAUUGAAGAGAGCAUCAGACACCCACACAGCAAGCAAUAAGCCCAUGAACACUCUGCAAGCCAUGCGAUCCACUGGCCAAACCACGCCACCAACUCCCCCCCGCUCCCCUGGGCCCACACUCCCCACUCCCCACGUCUCUCUGUCCACCCGCCACCACACCCAGCUAGGCCCAAGGACACGCCACCCCGCAGGUGCAGGACUUGGAAUGAGCCACGGCCCUGCACUCUUCCAGUCUCCAGCCAGCCAAAAUCCCAACAUCUCCCUUUCUUGGCUUCCAGUUGUUUGGUCUUGCCAAUACUCACAACUCAUCUGCUCUGCUGCUGGCAACUAUAUACAUUCACGAAUGAGACGGGGCACUCUGAACUAGUGUCGUGAGUUAUUUAUUCAGCACAUCAGUCUCAGUACAUUGUUAGGACAAUGGAGACAGAUUAUGUUAACAGCUCUCUGAUCUAAAGGGAAUGCUUGGGACGUGUUACAUUACAGCAUAGCAUAAAGCCAUCUCAACUUAGGUUUCAGCUAAUCACACAUAGAGCAAAACAUGUUGACAAAAAUUCUAUCUAAUCAUAUGAAACAUAUGUAAUGGUAGUUAACACAAUGCCUUGUUCAUGAGAGACAAAGCACAGAGACUCAUUCAUACUAACUUUCUAAAGAUAUACAUUAAAUAACUUUGUUGCAAUUUAUAAAGACAUUACAAAAGUCUAUUGUGCUAUUUCUCUAUGCUACUGCUUAGAAAACUUUUUGCUGUAUUAGCAAUGUUCACAAAUCUGCUCUCAGAGGCCUGCUUUUUUAACCACUUUCACAAAACCCUCUAAUUUUAUGAAUCUCAGCCCGCUCUGCCUGUGCAUUCCCUGCAGCACAGGUCACCAGUCCUAAUUUCUCCAUGCAGCCAUCCCUAGGAACUGGAUAGGGUUGUAUGUGCCAUGUAGACAAAAGUCUGUGCAUGGGACUGUGUGCCUUGUUAUUCCUGAGGAGCCUCUUUGGUAAAAAGAGACUCCUCAUUUUGCUCCUUAGGAAAACCCAGCAGUGGAGGCAGAAAGAUAAGUGUCACUGGAGACCUGAGACAAUCUCAGGACCACCUUUCUGAUUCAGUUUGCUGACAGAACUGAAAGUAUUUGCUUAAUACUAUUCCAUUGCCAAAAGCAUUAUGAAAGUAGCAGAGAUACCUCAGAAGAAAACUACUUUCAGUAUCAUAUCAGGACUCUAGUUAUGAUUAACAUAUAGUCAGUUAAAGCAUUUAGAAGCAAUUAGCUGCAGUUUAUUUGAUAAAAUAACAUUUUCAAAUUAUUAUGUCAGACACCUAAUAGACAGUUGGCUUUCCGAUGGGUGAAGAGUGGCUGCCGGCAUGGAUACAUUAAAAAUCUCCCCAGAGCCAGGCAUGAUCUGUAUAAAUAAUUCACCAUCUCUCACAGAUAUAGCCUGCCUCACUAAUGAAAAUAACCAGGAUUUCAAUAUAGUGGUCAUUUACUUAUAAAAAGUUCAUUCCUUAAUCUAGCAGAAAACACAUAUUAUUAUAUCCAUUUUCUUUGAAUUUUCAGGUUGUUGGUCAUAAUAGAGAUGCAGAAAAAAUAGAUGAAGCCUUUAGACUUAACAUGGAGAAAUAAUGUUUUAUGGCUUUUGAAGAGCAAGUUAUCAAGAGGAAGUAACAAUUUUCUCAUCCCAGUUACAGUGGUAAGUCCAUGAAUCAAAGCUGUUUCUGCCAUUACAGUUCCAAGUGGAAUCAUGAAUAAAAAUAUAUAUGUGCAGCAGACUGUUCAGCACAAAAGAGUCCAUCUGGUUUUGAUCACCUGUGCAAAAGCAUGCUUUUUUCCACUGAAGCUUUGAUAUUGGUUAUUUCAUCCUGGGCAAAGAAAAGGCUUGGUAUCAUAACUCCUGUGCCUGAUCUCCCUUCACACUGCAUUUAUGGUAACUAUCAAACGGUGUCUAAAAACUGGAAAUAUCACUAGUAAUGCCUUAACAAAACUUGUAUGACUUAUAUGAAAUUCUAUUUUUUUUCACAACACUUUGACAUGGCUAAACUGAAAGAUACUGGAUCUGAGCACUUUAUGGUAAGACAGCUUGCAGGUUCAAAAAGUCUGCAGGUCUUGCCAUGAAUACUUUUGACUAUCAGCCAGGUAAUAUCACGCACAACAUUUGUGAUGAUUCAAGCAGGAAAUCAUCAAAAAAGGAGGAAUGAGAAGAAAAAAAACACAGAAGAGUUGAAACAGAGCACCCAGGACCUCCCAAUGGAUGCAGAGGAAGUGAACUGCAGAAAUGAAAGAGUGAAGCAGUAGGGAAUGUGGACAGACCAGUCUCUUCCCACUCAGCAUUUUUAUCUACCUGUUACUUAAUAUUGACAACCUUUCCCCAAGGCUCACUGCAAAGAUGAAGGAACACACUAACUGAUACAUUAGACCUAUUCAUCCAAUCCCAUACCUUUUUUUUCUUGAGAACAGCCAGGACCAGGAAAGUAAAAGGAAGAUGAGAGGAAAGCACUCUAUUGCAAUGAACUGUGCCUUCCUAAGCUGCACGUGUAGCUAUCUACCUUGUGCUCUGAUGCACAGUGCUUUGCCAGCCACCAUUCAAAUGUUCAUUCAGGAUUAUUUAUGUUACCUAUGAGUAUCUGCAAUUCAUGCUUUAAAUCCUACAGACUUCAGGAUUUAGGUCUGCUAUGUGUUAAAUUACAGUAUUUUCCAAAUAUAUUAUUUUUCUCUUAUUAUAUUUGUCUUACCUAUAUUCUAUGAUAAAGAGUCACCAUGGAGUCAGUGAGUUUCCAUGGAGUAAAAGUAAAAAAGAAAGAAAGGAGUGCUAUGGCUUGGAUUGCUGGUGACUGUCAUAUAUUCAAAGACAAAUUUAUUUUCUCCUAAGUGGACUCUGUUCCAAAGAGAUUUUCUUCUAUUCACUGUAUUGCCUGUAAUCAUAA